Molecule: messenger RNA, 655 nt
Organism: Aspergillus ruber CBS 135680
Lineage: Eukaryota; Fungi; Ascomycota; Eurotiomycetes; Eurotiales; Aspergillaceae
Product: 4a-hydroxytetrahydrobiopterin dehydratase
Exons: 3
Coding region: 120-641 (173 amino acids)
Biological process (GO): tetrahydrobiopterin biosynthetic process
Molecular function (GO): 4-alpha-hydroxytetrahydrobiopterin dehydratase activity
Source: RefSeq, a predicted model, not a curated record
GGAGAGUUGCGUGGCGGGACCGCCAGAUGAUCCGGACCGAUGACCUCUUCUGCAGCCAUGACAGUCGGAAUUUCGUCCAUACGGAUUGAGCAGCUGCAUUACAUUAUUGCCUCUGCAUUAUGCAGCGUAGUAUCAUUCAACUUUCACGGUUUGCUCGUAUCCAGGCAGUGCAGCCACUUCCCCGCAUGUUCUGGACUGCGACGCGAUCUUGUCCUCUUCGCGUUCCCACUGCUUCAACUUUCGUUGCUACGCAUUCACCAAUCCGGAUGGCUUCAUCGACCGGUCAGCCGUCUACCAUUCGAUUUUCCGAAGGAGAAGACACAGCACAGGUAACGGCAGGGUUGAACUCGCUACGACAACGUGGAUGGCAGCUGGACCAGGAUGGAAUGGGAGUGACCAAGACCUUUUAUUUUAAGGCAUACUUCAAGGCAGUGAGUUUUGUGAAUGUGAUUGCGGCUGAGAGUGCAGCCAAGAAACACCAUCCGACUAUCACCGUGAGGUUCGGCUCGGUCGAUGUACACUGGACGACGCAUAAUCCGCGGGGCCUCUCUCAGAAGGAUGUGACCUUGGCAGAGCAUUGCGAGAACGGAGCAGAUUUAAUAGGCGCCGUGAAACAAGGCGAGGGGCAGAAGUGCUAUUGAGAGAGAGAGAGAGA